AUGUUCUACAGUAAAAGGAGGAUGCACGUCCCAAUAGGACGGGCAGAGGCUGAGAGACAGAACUGGGACAGUGAUACAUUCUGGACCAGUGGUGAGUUCCAGAACGAGACCAUUGUUUGGCAUUUCAUAUUCUAUCUGAUGAUAUUGACACCAUUAUACAACAUUUUCAGCUUGAAAAUCAGGGUGAACCAGUUCACAAGCCUACUAACUGGGACAACACUUGGGUACAACGUUUAUGGCCUCUUUACUAUCAGCCCGCCGACUCUCCUCAGUGCAAGUUCAUUUAUACAGAGAUUUACAGUUGGAGGUCACUCUGCACAUAAAGGCUCGGGCUCAAACAUGCUUUGUGCUCACUCGGAACCCCAGUUCACUCGGACGUUCAGCAGAACAACAGGCAAAUUCAACUACCUGUAUGGGGCGGAAUAUGAACAGAUAUGGAGGACAGACCUUACCAACGAAGAUGCGCCUUGCUCUGUCUGUGUGGGCCUCACACGGUCCACUGCCACGUUGGUUCCUGGAAGACACGAGUGUAUGGAAGGAUGGCGCACAGAGUACUGGGGAUUCCUGGUUGGUCCAAAACACGCGGAUGCUGGGAAUGCUGAUUACAUCUUCCUUGAUUCAGAACCAAAAGCAACAGAAGGAAGUUACCAGGACCAUGACGGUCGUUUGUUGUUCAACGUGGAGUACCAGUGUGGAGCUCUGCCGUGUCCGCCAUACAAGACUGGGUUCUUUGUUCCUUCUGCCUUAUGCACAAUUUAAUGGUCAUGUUAAAAUGUGGAAAUGUUCCACACCCAUACAUAUUUCAA
Messenger RNA from Haliotis rubra (blacklip abalone), 806 nucleotides. RefSeq lists its product as uncharacterized. The transcript has 5 exons. The coding region runs from base 1 to 759 and encodes 252 amino acids. Lineage: Eukaryota; Metazoa; Mollusca; Gastropoda; Lepetellida; Haliotidae. The record is from RefSeq and is a predicted model, not a curated record.